Messenger RNA from Galeopterus variegatus (Sunda flying lemur), 1051 nucleotides. RefSeq names its product phospholipid hydroperoxide glutathione peroxidase, mitochondrial-like. NCBI's taxonomy places the organism in Eukaryota, Metazoa, Chordata, Mammalia, Dermoptera, Cynocephalidae. Gene Ontology annotation, biological process: response to oxidative stress. Gene Ontology annotation, molecular function: glutathione peroxidase activity. The transcript has 9 exons. The record is from RefSeq and is a predicted model, not a curated record.
AUGGCUGUCAUCGGCGAACGCCUGAAUGCAGCAACGUCCGGCACCGGCAGCGCCACGGACAGCUCGGCAUUUCCGAGAACGGCCGUUGGCUGUGCGAGGACCUCCACCCCACGGCUCUCGCGAGGCUUUCGCCGCACGGCCUCUCGGGACUUCAGCCCUCAGCGCCAGGACACAGGAGUGGCACCUGCAGCUCACAACCCCACUAUGCUGCAUUGCCCGGCAGAGCCCGAGGCCCAGAAAUCAAGCCACGACCCACGCCCAGGGCGGGUGGGAAGGCGGCGUCGCCGGCCGCGGUACCGGAACCUGGGCGGGCAGCGGCGCCGAGCUCCCCGGCCGCGCAAGACUCGAGCGUGCCCGCGCAGGAAGGCGCGCCCCCGUCGGAAGGCGCCUUGUUGCGACACCCGGGGGCAGGCGGCGCCGGAGACAGUCGGAUUCCCUGAAUGGAAGGACCCGUGCGCAGCCCGCGAUGACUGGCGCUGUGCGCGCUCCAUGCACGAGUUCUCAGCCAAGGACAUCGAUGGGCACAUGGUUUCCCUGGACAAGUACCGGGGUUUCGUGUGCAUCGUCACCAACGUAGCCUCGCAAUGAGGCAAAACCGAUGUAAACUAUACUCAGCUUGUCGACCUGCACGCCCGAUAUGCUGAGUGCGGUUUACGGAUCCUGGCCUUCCCCUGCAACCAGUUCGGGAAGCAGGAGCCAGGGAGUAACGCCGAGAUCAAAGACUUCGCCGCCGGCUACAAUGUCAAGUUCGAUAUGUACAGCAAGAUCUGCGUGAACGGGGAUGACGCACACCCACUGUGGAAGUGGAUGAAGAUCCAGCCCAAGGGGAAGGGCAUGCUGGGAAAUGCCAUCAAGUGGAACUUCACCAAGUUCCUCAUUGACAAGAACGGCUGCGUGGUGAAGCGGUACGGCCCCAUGGAGGAGCCCCUGGUAAUAGAGAAGGACCUGCCCUGCUAUUUCUAGUUCCACAAGCGUGUGCCCCCUGCCCGAGCUUCCCGUCUGUGGCCCCCUCUCCCCCUGGAACCUUCCACCCGGCACCAUGACAGUCUGU